Molecule: messenger RNA, 1051 nt
Organism: Micropterus salmoides (largemouth bass)
Lineage: Eukaryota; Metazoa; Chordata; Actinopteri; Centrarchiformes; Centrarchidae
Product: adenosine receptor A1-like
Exons: 3
Coding region: 1-1014 (337 amino acids)
Biological process (GO): G protein-coupled adenosine receptor signaling pathway
Cellular component (GO): synapse; membrane; dendrite
Molecular function (GO): G protein-coupled adenosine receptor activity
Source: RefSeq, a predicted model, not a curated record
AUGGCUGAGUGGAGCUGGGUGGCCUACACAGUCCUAGAAGCGCUGAUUGCUGUGGCCUGUUGCCUUGGCAAUGUGUUGGUGGUGUGUGCGGUGUGUGUUGGUAUCCGGGAUUCCCUUCGAGAGCCAACCUUCUGCUUUCUCGUUUCCUUGGCAGUGGCUGAUUGCCUCGUGGGUGUGGCGGCUGUGCCCCUGUCUGUACUAUUGGAUGGCUGGGUGAGUCUGACCCCUGACCUGUGCCUACUUCUCAGCUGUGUCGUGCUCGUGCUGACUCAGGCCUCUGUGCUGUCACUGCUAGCUAUCGCCGUGGACCGAUACCUCAGGUUACACACACCACUCAGGUACAAAGCCCUGGCCACACAGAGGCGUACAUGGAUGGCAGUGUCUGUGUGCUGGAUACUGUCCUGCCUGCUGGGGUUCACCCCUCUGUUUGGCUGGCACAACUACUCCUCUCUAGCCUUUGAUUCCACAAAUACAUCUUCCACUUCCUUCAUCUCUCCACCCUGCACCUUCCUCUCAGUCAUCUCCCUCCCUUUCAUGGUCUACUUCAACUUCCUGGGAUGUGUCAUUGCACCCCUGCUGGUCAUGACCCUCCUCUAUAUGCGAAUCUUCUGGAGCCUGCAGGGCCGUUUGAAGGAGGGCUGUCCUCAAAACCAGGCCUCUCUGCUCAGGGAGAAGAGGCUGGCCUGCUCCCUGGCUCUGGUUCUCAUUUUGUUUGCCAGCUGCUGGAUUCCUCUGCACCUGAUGAACUGCAUGCUGCUGUUUCAUGGUCCCCAAGCUGUCACACCAGGGACGCUCUAUACAGGUAUUCUCCUGUCUCACGCCAACUCAGCAGUCAACCCUGUGGUCUAUGCAUAUCGCAUCCCAAAGAUCCAACAGGCUUACAGACAAAUAUGGAGGCGCUUCCUCAUGAACAUGACCUGUUGCAACGGGGAUGAGCAAGUUCGCCGAUCAAGUACAGGCAGCCGAGCCAAUCACACCGAGAUGUGUGGAUCAGGACGGAUGGCCACGCCCUAACAAAGGACCACAGGGUCACUAUAAGUCCAGUAUGUCU